Nylanderia fulva is the source of this 2652-nucleotide messenger RNA. RefSeq names its product epoxide hydrolase 4. Gene Ontology annotation, molecular function: catalytic activity. The record is from RefSeq and is a predicted model, not a curated record. Lineage: Eukaryota; Metazoa; Arthropoda; Insecta; Hymenoptera; Formicidae.
AGAUUAGAAUGAGAUACCUCGGGUACAAGUCCACAGUUCAUCGACGAUCGCCUGACAAUUCGAAGCUGUUCUUUUUUUCCACAAAGUAUAGGAGUAAAGAAAAGAAAUUGUUAAAUGAAUAUAAAAUAAACAAAAACGCGCGAAGUGAAGAAAAAUGAUUCAGAUAUAGAAACAAAAUGUUUCUCAAAUGGAAUUUCAAGAGUGAUAAAAUCAAAAUGAAUGGGCAGUUUGAGCAAACAACCGAAUUCGAUAAACAUUUUUGGGAUUUUUAACAAGUCUAUAGAUGUUUAUGAAGAAAAAUGCCAUUGAUGUGAACCCCUGGAACAUGUCAUGCGGUGCAAAACAAUUUUCAGAGAUACGCCUUUCUUCUGAAAACUGAUGAAGAGAUCGGAGCUAUCGCGCGAUGGCUUCUCAAUUUAAAAAAUUCAAUCAGUGAUAUUCUUUCCACCACCAGGAUAGUUUUACGAAUCAUGCGAGUGAACUUUGCGAAGCGCCACAUAUCAAUCUGAGUUUCAUUAUAUCACUUUACGAAAGAGUGAAAUGUAUAAAACGUGAUCUGCAAACUACUGAUGUUUUAUAUCUACCAGUAAUAUUAUGUUAAUACUAUUGUGUUUCCGAAUUUAGAAGAUUGUGUUAGAGUAAUUGAAAAUAUCGUAAAGUGAGAUUAAAAAUAUUAAAUUUGACAAUAUUAAAAAUUCACACAAUGUCUCGCAAUUACAGAUACAAGUCAGAGAUUGAAUAUUGAAAAAAAAAAUACGUGUGUUCAAUCAGAGAGUGCACAAUUAAUAAUAACGCUCAUAAAAAAUUGUGAUACCUAUAAUUCUAUGAAUACAGUGUGUGCGAUUACAUUUAUUUUUGAAAAAGCAAUUCUGCAUUGAAUACAUGAUCACUAAUAGUAUGAUGUCACUCUGUGAUUUGUCCGCGUGACGACGCGCACGUGUCAUCGAUCUGCGUAUACACAUAGCACUGAGUUUAUUGUUUGUACAAAAGACAUCUCGAGUGCCGUUAUAAGGAACGAGCAGAUUUUCGCUCGACUCUGCGUAGAUUCAUCGAUUCUCGAUUACGCUGAUCAUGGUCGCCGCAGAUGACAAGAUUAUACGCGCAUCGACGCGCGAGACUAUCGAGUUGCACUUCCUGUCCUUUGCCUACGGUAUAUACCUGAUAGUGAAACGAUUUCUCAAAUGGAUAUGGGACCCCAAGAAGUUCUUCAUGCUACGACAGCGGGAUCAACCGCCGCCGUGUCUGGUAGACAACAGCCUUGGUACGCAUUCCUACGUGAAAAUCAAGGGUGUUAAAUUCCAUUACGUAGAAGCGGGAGACAAGAGUAAACCACUCGUAUUAUUAUUACAUGGAUUCCCGGAUUGUUGGUUAUCUUGGAGAGAACAAAUUCCAUGUCUCGCAAAACAUUUUAGGGUAGUAGCUCUAGAUUUAAAAGGAUUUGGCGAUAGCGACAAACCAUUCAACAAACGAGCUUAUAAAGUCGAAAUUUUAAUAAACGAGUUGAAGCAAUUUGUGUUGACUUUCGGUGUGAAAACAUGUAAUAUAAUCGGCCAUGAUUUAGGAGGACUUCUGGGAUGGUACAUGGUCGCUUUACACGGAGAACUCGUUUAUAAAUUUGUUGCUAUUUCGAGCCCACAUCCUAAUUUCUAUUGGAACAGAGCAUCGGGAAAUUCCGCAUUAGAUGGAAAAUGGGUACAUUUUAGUAGACUACCAUUUCUACCAGAGAUAGAUGCGCUCAAAGAAGACUUAUCUAUUAUUAACGAGACAUUUCAUCAUCUUCAAAAAUCUCACAAUAGCACAGAAAAAAGCUAUGUCGAGGCGUAUAAAUAUGCUUUCAGUAGGAAAGAGGACUGGACAGGACCGAUUAAUUAUUAUCGCAAUCUUCCGUUCACAAGAUUGAAUAUAAAUAAUGGCGCACAAAUUGAUAGCAAAACAUUGCUGAUUGUCGGAAAUAUGGAUCCUUUUGUGACGAUAGAAAGUAUCAUCCAAAGUGCCGAACAUGUAGAAGUGUCUAGAGUGAAGAUCAUUUCAGGGGCGCAGCAUUUCCCGCAUCAAGAAAAACCGAUCGCCUUAAAUGAGGCGAUUAUUAAGUUUCUUAUAGGCACAACAAGUAAUUUGCCACCUUCAAAGAUGGCUUCAAAGAGCCUUGUAUCCUCCUGGUUAGGAUCCUUAAGUAAUACUGUUAAGUAUGGCAAUCAUAUGAUUGACACUGUGCAUAAACGGACCAACGACGUAGUAAAUGUCUUACCCAGCAAAGCGCUUUAUUUGGGUCAAACAAGUUAAAUGGCGGAGAGAAUGUAAGCUAUAAUAUUUAGUAUCAUCUAUUUAAAUUUUACAUCUUAUUUUAAAGUAUCCUACCUAUUAUAGAGAUCCUAUACUUAUGCGUGUGAAUAUAUAUGAAAUUCUUAAAAGGCUGAUUUAUGGUCCUAUUUAUUAUUAUUUUCUUUUUAUAUAUAAAUAUAUCAUUAUAAUAGGAAUUUUUGUGAAUGAUAAAGUCUCAUGGUAUGAAAAUAUUCACUUUUAAUAUGAGUAGAUAUGAUUUCGACUUGUUUUUAAUUUCUAUAGGUAUAUUUUAUAAGAUAUGUAUGAAUAAAAUAGCAUAACAGAAUGAAUUUUUUAUGCAUUGCAUACAAUUAUUACUUAGAAAUAGAA